Molecule: messenger RNA, 873 nt
Organism: Durusdinium trenchii
Lineage: Eukaryota; Dinophyceae; Suessiales; Symbiodiniaceae
Source: the annotation of a GenBank genome assembly
AUGAUGCUGAAGAUGAAGAUGCGUCCUGAGCCUACCUUUGCAGCAAAGCGAAACAGUUUGCAAGAUAUUUGGUGCUUUACAGAGCUAGUCAGGGAGUCAGAGGUGGAAGAGCCCCCGACCAAGAUGCUGCGGGGAGGUGGCUGUGAGCUUGAUGCUGAGCAGCUCAUGGAAAAGGCCAACGAGGCCAUUGAGCAUGCGAAGUGGGAGCGUUGGGAUGAGAUGUUCGAGAUUUUCGAUGUCUAUCCAGGUUGCCAAAACAUGCGGCCUGAGUUCCGUCGUUGGGCUGCCAUCCAUCAGGUGAUCUUUGCUGGAAAUGUAGAGACCUUGAAACGAAUGGUCGAUAGCGGAGCAAAUCCAGGCUUGCUGACCAGAGACAAGGAGACGCCCCUCCAAGUGGCUGAGCAGUUGGGUCAGAGCGAAGUCGUGGAGUACCUCAACACCCUUGAGGUCAGCGCAGACAGCGCAGCCUUGCUGCAGCAGGCACAUCAGGUGAUUGAUGCAGCAAAGGAAGGCAAGUGGGAUGAGACCUUUGAGCUCCUCAAGGGCUUCAGCAAUCCUGAGCAGGUGGUCAACACGCGGCCAUCUGCCACUUGGACGAGUGUUCUUCAUCAAGCGGCCUUCCACGGCGACAUCGAGGUGCUUCGACGUUUGCUGGAGGAUUACAAGGCCAAUGUCAAGCUGUUGACCAAGGAUGGGAAGACAGCGUUGCAGAUCGCUGAAAGUGCCGGGAAAGAAGCUGCGAUAAAAUACCUCGAGGCCUGUGUACCGAGCAUCCAGCUAGAGGAUGAUUUCGUGAAGUAUCCAGAGCAGGUGUGGUCGACCGUCCUUUUCGUAGGGCCUUCUGCUUACGCUACUGCUUACAGCCAAAUCUAA